Molecule: messenger RNA, 1845 nt
Organism: Xenia sp. Carnegie-2017
Lineage: Eukaryota; Metazoa; Cnidaria; Anthozoa; Malacalcyonacea; Xeniidae
Exons: 2
Coding region: 1-1845 (614 amino acids)
Source: RefSeq, a predicted model, not a curated record
AUGGAUAACCUACGUGGUAUACCGUUUCCGUCAAUGUAUUGGACAGCCAGAAAUCUUCCAGAAACCUUCAGAAAGUUCAAGAGGAAUUGCGAAAUCGUGUUCGCUGGACCGUUAAAUGAUCAAACCGAAGCCGUAAAAGUAAACUAUCUCAAACUCUUUCUUGGUGACGAAGGACAAGACAUAAUCGAUGGAUUGGACCUCACAGCCGACGAAGAAAAGGAGCUUGACAGCUAUUGGUCAAAACUUCAACAAUACGUGCGACCGAAGACAAAUUUUCGCGUGGUCCGAGCUCAGCUCCGUGAAUUAAAACAAGCGCCAGAUGAGACAAUCGACAGUUUCAUGACAAGAGCCAGAAUACUCGCUGAUGAUUGUGAGUACAAAGACAAAGAAGAACAACUAAUCGACACACUUAUAUUUGGAGUUAAUUCAAACGAGGUUCGCAAGAAAUUACUCACCAAGGAUAGUUCUUUGAAGCUCCACGACGCCAUGAAAAUAGCUCGCGCCGAAGAAGCUUCACAGAAACACGUGACCGCCCUCCAAGAAACUAAAACAAUAAGCGCUGUAAAAUCUACUCCUAGAAACCAAAACCAUCAAUAUCAUCAACGUAGCCAGACAACUCAGUCCCAAAAGUCACCGUAUCGCCCAAACGUCAGACAAAAUGGAUGUCUCAACUGUGGUCGCGCUCACAAUCGUGACGAUAUAUGUCCAGCCCGGAAGGACAAUUGCAACUACUGCGGAAAACGGGGACAUUGGGAAAAAGUUUGCAUCACAAAGCAAUAUCGCCAGAUGGAUAGGAGCCAGCAGAACCCUAGACGCGAACCAUCAGCCAAAACACAUGUCAAUUCCUUAGAAUACGCCGGAGCGUCAUAUGAUGACUACAAUGACACAAUUGAUCUCACCUUUGACUCCUUAGAGUACUGCGCCUUAAAGGGAGAGGAACUGUUCUCUACUGUCAGAAUUCACGGAGAAAGAGGACCGUACAAUCUCCGCUGCAAGGUGGACACCGGAGCGCCUACCAGUGUGAUUUCAAAGAAAAUCUACCGCGAGCUAUUCCCUAAUGAUUUUGAUAAUUCCGGAAAGCUUAAGCCAGAAACAAAGAUUAUGCCUGCCCAAGUCAAAGUUAAGACAUACGGUGGUUCAGAACUACAACACAUUGGGUAUUUCACCACAACCAUACGCCAUGGCCGAGAAACCGCGCAAGCCCAGUUCCUUGUGACAGAAACUGAUGAUACCCCUUUGCUUGCCAAACAGACAUAUGCCAGAUUAAGACCCAACAAAAGCCCAUCCAGAUUUCAAAAGACUCCCCUUCUUAAGCAUUAUCCUGAAUGCUUUAAGGAGAUUGGAACACUUCCAGGAAAAUACAAGAUACCCAUACGAGAUGAUGCUAUUCCGUGUAAGGACGCCCCAAGAUCCGUGCCAGAAAGUCAGCGUGAACCACUCCGCAAGGAACUUCGACGCAUACAAGACAUCGGUGUCAUAGAGAAAGUCGACGGACCCACAGACUGGGUUAGCAGCAUCGUGGUAGUGCCAAAGCCAAACGGCGAUGUAAGGAUCUGCCUGGAUCCUAAGCGACUCAACGAUGCGAUCAAACGUGAGCACCACUACAUCCAGAAACUCGAAGACGUGCUACCCCAACUCAGUAACGCCAAAGUCUUCAGUAAACUUGACGCCAAAUCUGGGUAUUGGAAUGUGGUCCUUGACGAAGAAUCAAAGCUCUUGACAACCUUCAACACUCCCAUGGGUCGCUAUUGUUUCAAACGCCUCCCAUUUGGUUUGGUAUCUGCACAGGAUAUCUUCCAGAGAAAGAUUGACGAAACAUACGACGGAUUGCCAGGAAUCUGUUAG